GCACGUGGUUACACAUUGUUCCAGAGGUUUUUGUUGGAAACGGUAAUUCUCAAAGAAUAAUCAGGACGAGCUGCACAUUUUCUUUCUUCUUUUUUUUUUUUUUAAAAAUUGAGGAAAAUGUACUUUUCACGGAGGGUUCCGCCCAGAAACUCCAGUGGCCGAAUUUUCUAGUGUCUCAUACGAGGACAAGCUCCUGAGUGUCUCUCCACUGCUCACAUGUCCACAGUGUGAGUGGGCAGCUCCGCGUACAGCAGCCAGUGUUUGCAUGCUGCGAGUGUCGGAGUAUCUGAUAAAGCUUUGGUUGGGUGUUUCUCUUUAAUUCUGCGGCAUCUCUCUCGCUGUAUGCGGGCCUGCUGCUGUGGAGAGGAGGGCGGGCCGUGAACACAAUGAGCAGAUUUCGGACAGUAAACUAACUGAUGUCAUGCGACAAUGUACGGAGCGCGGACUUUGGGGGGAUUUCAGUGCGCAGCUCGCAUAACUUGGUUUGCAUUGAUUGAAUUUGGGGGGAAUGGCAUGCAGAGCUUCAAGUUGAACAUAUAGGCCUGGUCUGCUGUCUGAAGACUGACCUCGGGUAAACCCUCACAGGCUCCGGGGGGGGGACUUUGGAGAUAUUCUGCAGAGGUGUUUUUGCGCAGCACGGAAACUCAACGCCAAGGGGAUGAUCUCCCAAUCAGCUGUUAAGAAGUGAAACUACGAUCAUAAAGGACACAUAGGCAGCCACUGUGUGUGUGUAUAGCGGUGCAAGAUGAUGUCACUGAUAGAUCUGGACGAUGAUCAGCGAUGGGUGCCCACUCAUGUGAAUGUCACCGUCCUCCGCGCAAGAGGACUGCGAACCAAGGGCAAGCACGGCAGCCGCUACCUCUACACCAUCAUCCAGGUGGGGAAGGAGAAGUACACCACCGGGCUGGUGGAGAAGGCGGAGGUGCCCGAGUGGAACGAGGAGUGCUGCUUCGAGCUCCUCCCGGGGAUCCUGGAGGACGGUGGCCGGGGCGCUUACCCCCCCGGGAGCGGGGAUCUGGUCCUCACCGUCAUGCACCGGGUGCUCAUCGGACUGGACGUGUUUCUCGGUCAAGCUGUCAUCCCUCUCGAUAGGAUAUUUCAGGACGGGAUGUGUCCUCGAGAUGAAUGGUUCAAACUCAACUCUAAGGCAGGGAGGAAGGAGAAGGAACGUGGUGAACUUCAGGUAACAGUGCAGUUCACUCGCAACAACAUGACAGCCAGCAUGUUCGACCUCACCAUGAAGGACAAACCUCGCUCUGCGUUUGGCAAGCUCAAGGAUCGGGUCACAGGGAGGAAGAGGGGGGAUGUGGAGUCUUCCUCGGCCAUUGUGCCAGGCCGGUACGCUGCCCUGUCAGGAACCCUAGGGCAGCCGUUUGGAGAGGUGAGCGGAGGGGCGGUGGAGUCACCAGAUGUGGAGAUAGCCGAGGAGAAGAGGAGCAAGGUGAAAGAUUUCUUCAAAGGAAGGCUGCGCAAGUCAUCUGACACCAGGUCAUGUUCAUCGCUGGCUUCAGAGAGUAGUGUGUCUUCCAUAACCAGUGAUAACCCCGGCCCUCCACCCAGUCUGGACCUACUGUCAGACCCCCCCAGCUCUCCUAUCUACACUAGCAAAGUGAGAGUGGACACCCAUUAUGGAGAGACAGAUUUAGCAAAAAAAGUGCUGACCAGCCAGCACACCACAAAGGUUCUCACGCACAAACGAGCCUUCAGCGACGAAGCUAGUAAGAUCACAACAGCCUUCCCUCGAACAAAUCUUGCAGUGGAGUCUCUCAAGGGUCAGACCAUGACUCAGUCCAAGUCUUCCUUGUGUAUUAAUGGAAGCCAUGUCUACGACUCCGAGCCAUCCACUCCAAAGAGCUCAGGAGCCCACCCGUCCAAGCUGGUCCUGCUGGAGAAGUGCUCCCCGCUCUCUCGCUCCCUGCAGAACCUCACCAAGAAAAGCGAAGACAAAGGUUCCUUUGCCGAAGGCCGAGGCUGGUCCUUUGACAGGGUGAAGAGAGAGGAAAAGGAGGAAGAAAAGGAAGCUCAGGCAUCGUCUCCUCCAAUUCAACAUGGUCAGAUAGGGGGUCAACCAGGGCAGCCAGGCGUCUCCUCUACUGCUGAUUCACCUGACAAAGGGAGGAAGUUAAGAAAGACGUUAUUCUCUGGCGGGAGGAGUGAGUCCCUCCCAGCUAAGUCAGACCUGAACCAGGCUGGUGCGGCAUCUGAGGGGAGGCUCAGAGGCUGGUUUGGCUCCAGUGACUCCCAGAACAAGCCAAGGCUGGAAGUUUCUCCUAAGGUAGAAAGCAGCUCAGAUGUACCCCCUCCCCUCCCUCCUCGCUCCCCUGUACCCCCUCAGUGCUCCUCUCCCUCCAACUCCCCCUCCGGUCAUAUCUCACCUGAUAACAACAAUCACACCAAUCCCUUCACCCCCUCUCCCUCUCCCUCCUCAACCCCCAUCUCCCCGUCCAACCCUUUCCCCUCACGUAUUCAACGCAACCCCUUUUUUGAGGAUCUUGUAGCUGAAGAGUCACAGAGGUCCCCUCCUUUUGCGCCUUGCUCCUCUUCCGGCUCAUCCCCCUUUCAUUACACUACUCUGCCCUCCCAGCCCUGCACAGCCAGCCCUGCUCAUGACGGUAAUGCUACAAAUAUGGCUUUCAUAAAGCGGGAGCGCCCGAGGCCAGUAGCAAGACAGAUAUCUCUCCCUGCAUUACUACCCAAAGCAGCCACACCUAACUCCCCUAACCACUCCGCCCCUCGGUCCAUGUCAGAGAGUGGCGGAGAAUGGGAUGACUCGUUUGAUGCUUUUGCCUCUAGCAGGCUCAACUCACCUAAAGGCGGUCUUCCUCAAAAACAGCUGAGAACCAGUUCACCUUUAUCUCAUAGACAUACAUACCUUCCAGUUAACACCAAUAAUCAUGCACAAGAGCUGCAAACAUGUGAAGAGGAGCCUCCACCUUUGCCUCCACGGAGAUUUUUAAGAAAUUCAGUGAACGAAAUUUACUCAGACGGCUGGCUGCACAGAGGUCAAGAACUGGCUGUCCAUAAAGAAGCCUACCUCCUCUCACAGACCGGCGUGGCCUCACUGCAACGUGGAAGAGAAGGAGAAUGCAAAAGAAACAGUAUAUCUCCAGACGCUCACACAAGCAGCGAGACCUCUGACUCCCUCAGCGUUAACUCACAACCAUACACAAAUAUUACUUCACCAGGUUUUGUGUCUGAAGAAAAGCUUAAAAAGUUCAAAUAUGAACCUUUGGAAGAUGAAACUGACUGCUGGGGAGGGAUGUUGUUUGAGCAAGACUUGUAUGGACGUGUAUGUAGAGGAAACUAUGAACAACCAAAAGUAAACACUCAUCAUUUACCCGUGAAUGCUGAAGAAACUUCUGAAAAUAAGAUCACAUCUUUGAACUUAGGACCCAAAAUGGUUCUCAAUAGUGAGAUAUCUGUUGCAAACCUUUUGAACUUGUCAUCUACGACUCCCACAAAGCCAGACGCAGAGGUACUAGAUUUUACAACCGGUCCAGUAGAGGAGACAGAGUCUGAUCCACCUGAAACGACAUGCAUCAACAAUAAUGUUUCUUUUUCACUAACCUUAGGAGAUCUGAACAUGAAUGUGAAUAAUUCAGAUUUCAGUUUUAUUGAUUCCGAUGGCUCUUCGCAAUCAGAGGUAGUUGAUACUCGCAAAGGCAUCAACAGUUUUGGAGCCACCUUUCAACAGCCAGAAGAUUCACUGAUAGCUGCUUACCAUUCAGAGACAGUGACCACACCUCAGGAUAUCUUCACUUUGAAGGACACCUACAUACCUGAGAUGAACUCUUCCUUUGAAAUAACGUCAUCAUCAACCAAACUGUGCAAAGUCUCUCCAGUUUGCCAAGAGAACUGCAAAGACUGUCCAUGUGAACUAAAUAACGUAGCACCGCGUGGUAACCCCAGAGAGAUUCUUGCUUUGUCGUCUCAAAAUCCACUUGAUCUUGAAUCCAGAGAAGAUAUACCAAAACAUGUUGAUGAUUUUAAAAAGACACAAAAGGACUUUGAUGAUAAUGGAAACCUACAAGCUGAAAUAGGCACACUUGAUCAGAAGGAGUCAUUUCCUGGUGUGGUUAGUGCACGUUUUAGACCAAAAGGAGUAUCCCGACAGAACAGCAGUGGCAGCCCAAACAACCAACGCAAAAGUGGAGACAGAGAGUUUGAGCAGUUGUUGUCUCUCGUUCAAAAUAUUUCCAGAGUCAGUGAAGGACCAUUGUCAUACCAGCCCACUAAAUCAGCUCUUUCUACAUUACUGGCAUUUAAUAAACAGACCGAUUUGCAAGGAGAUAGCACAGACAAAGACCAAACAUAUCACAAUGACUCUAAUUCAGCAUCACAAAUGUCUGCAAAAGACAACUCAAUGCCUCUUCUUUCAGAAAAUUGUGUAACAGGAAAAACUUCUGACAUCAGUUUUGAAGACCUCCAUGCAAAAGUAGCACCAAACACGAGAACCCCCUCAAAGUCAAAGAUUGGGCAAUCUUUGCAGGAGCCUGAACCCUCUUCUCCCUCCAUCCCUUGUGCACUCUCCCUGUCAGCUGAUGCACAGGCUACGCUCCACCCUACCCCUUUCUGUUGCCCCUCCAUACAUCCCCCGAGCAUGGGGCCCAGUGCUGGAGGAAGCACUACUCUGGUUGUGGCCCCCUACACCUCCUCCUCUACCACCUUCACCACUGACCAGCCCCUGGUCGAUGCACGGCACUCACUUUUGCCUGAGGAGACACAGCCAGCUAGCAACCUGCCCCAUCAGGAGAGCAGACCUCAUCCAGUGAAGCCAUUAACCUCCAGCCAGUCAGAAAAGAAGGAGGGUCGAUCGGUUCUGGAGAAGCUUAAGUAUACCAUCCACCCUGGACGCGGCGCCCACCAGGUUGCAGCAGAACCUGAGAAGAGUCAGGAGGUGACAGUGGAUAACUCGGCCCAGUACCAGCACCUGACCAACAUGGAGCUGAUCUCCCUGCUGCUGCAGCAGGAGAUGGACAUGCAGAAGCAGCAGGCAGCCUCUGAGCAGCAGGAGGCGCAGCUGCACAAAUGUGAGGCUGAGCUUAAAAAGGUCAAGUUACAAGUUCGAGAUCUGGAGGACUAUAUUGAUAAUCUUCUACUGCGGAUCAUGGAGCAGACGCCCACGCUGCUUCAAGUGCGCACUAGACACAAGUGAGGACAGUGCUAGUGUGUGUAUGGUGUAUUGCACGUGAUGUAUGAUCCUCUAGAAUACUGUUUCCACAAGAGAGGUGCAAAACACAGGGUUGUUAUUUAAGAUUGGGAAUCAUUGUUCUAGAGGCAGUCAAAUAAAUACUCCAAAAAUCUGAUCUCACAACCAUCCAGGUCUUCUCACUGCUAAUACUGCCCUGUUGAUGUUGACACGAUAUUACCAAACAUGCAUGCUGGUUACUAUCCCAAUUUGGCACGAACAGAAAACAGAACAAAGCACUAUGUGAAAUAGCUUCUAUCAAAACGGAUGCAAAUUAUUGUUUUACCCAUGCUUACUAGAAUAAUUUAAGGUAGUCAGCUGUUGUCAAUUUAAACAUUGAACUCACUGCUUUCACACAUGCAUAAAAUAAAUAAACAGGCUAGACAAAAACACUUUCUGAAAGUGCAUUUAAUGUGCUUUUUGGAGAUUUAAGUAGUUCCUCUAGCAAAAUAUGAUGUUAGCUCAAGUACCCUUAAAAUUGCAAAAACAACAUUUUGACACAAGAUUUUCAACUGAAACUGUUUUACAAAAUGCACAAGGGUUAACUUGAGUUAAUUACAUAUUUUCAGGUAGGCUUUAAGAAAUGCUACAAAAAUAGCAACACAUCAUAAAAUGCUGCGCCGCAAUGUGAAUAAUAUAAAGAGAGAUGUUUCUGCAUUAACAUUGCUAUAUGGUAAAAAACAAUGUUCAUAUGUGUGCCAGAAAAGACUGAAGAGGAUGAAGACUUAAUGUUUGCACUUUGUGUCUUUGUUUUGUUUUUCAUUUGUACAAAAUACUGUGUUCAUCACAUUUUUAUUACGCGCUAAAGUAUUAAGAAUGUUUUAAUAUAUUUUUUAUUUUUUGUUGUCCAUUUUUGCAUUUUAUUUGUUGAGCAACAUUUUACUGUAGAAAUAACAACGCAUCAAUGCAGUAAAUAAGCGUAUUGUAAGUUAUUUCUAUAAAAUACUUUUGUCAUGAUAAUAUAUUCUCUAGUAUCACUCUAGUACCACUGUAGCUACUUGCAAUGCUUUACAUGACCGCAGUACUGUACUGUAAUAAAAUAAAGUGCACAUGAA
This is a messenger RNA of Dicentrarchus labrax (European seabass), 6243 nucleotides long. RefSeq names its product rab11 family-interacting protein 5 (gene rab11fip5b). Gene Ontology annotation, molecular function: small GTPase binding. Gene Ontology annotation, cellular component: early endosome; phagocytic vesicle; mitochondrion. Bases 746 to 5155 code for a protein of 1469 amino acids. The transcript is spliced from 6 exons. NCBI's taxonomy places the organism in Eukaryota, Metazoa, Chordata, Actinopteri, Moronidae. Gene Ontology annotation, biological process: regulated exocytosis. The record is from RefSeq and is a predicted model, not a curated record.